Cooperia oncophora is the source of this 537-nucleotide messenger RNA. NCBI's taxonomy places the organism in Eukaryota, Metazoa, Nematoda, Chromadorea, Rhabditida, Trichostrongylidae. The record is from the annotation of a GenBank genome assembly.
AUGACCAAAGCUUUAUCAAGAAAGGAAAUCAGGGCGGAGGCGGCAGUUCCUAAACGAAGAGCCAUUCCAAUAAUGAAAGCGAAAAUUAGCAUAAAGGAGAAUGAUAGAAUUGCACGGAUGAAGGCUGCACGUGAAGCGUACAGGUAUCUUACGCAAGACUUUGAAGUCCUCGAAAUUGCCGAGAGAUUCUUCUCCUUCGCGCGGCAGAAACAGUUGUCGGAUCAACGAAAAGACAAGAACGAAGAAGCCCACGGAGAGAUCGCACAGUUCCUGAAAGCACGGCUCAAGCCUAUGGCUUCGUCUCUCGAAGCAAUCCGCAAUGGUGGCAUAAGGACCGAAACUGGUCGCGCCAGUUAUAUUGCUGGGGCUAGAUCGCUUGCACCGCGUCCAAGUCUACUUCCUCUUGGGAUCAAUAUAUUCGAAUCGAACGUUAGCUUCACUGACAAGAUGAAGGUUAGAAACUUUAUUGAGUCGUGCCUUGAAUACUGGGACGACUCCAAAGAAGACUGCACCGUCAUCGCUAUCGUCGAUCUCUGA